Melospiza georgiana is the source of this 786-nucleotide messenger RNA. Its product is annotated as dual specificity protein phosphatase 13-like. Gene Ontology annotation, molecular function: protein tyrosine/serine/threonine phosphatase activity; MAP kinase phosphatase activity. The coding region runs from base 1 to 627 and encodes 208 amino acids. The record is from RefSeq and is a predicted model, not a curated record. Gene Ontology annotation, biological process: negative regulation of MAPK cascade; protein dephosphorylation. NCBI's taxonomy places the organism in Eukaryota, Metazoa, Chordata, Aves, Passeriformes, Passerellidae. The transcript is spliced from 3 exons. Gene Ontology annotation, cellular component: cytoplasm.
AUGGCCUGGGACUCCUUGUGCAGCCAGGACUUACGGCGGCCUAGGAUAAGAAGUGCCUCAAGCGGGAUGCCCGACAGCGGGAGCAGCACUGGGACACCGUCCCUGGAGGAGCUGCGGCGCCUGCUCUGCACACGCACACACCCCACAGGGCACGUGGAUGAAGUCUGGCCAAACCUUUAUGUGGGAGACCUGUACGUUGCUCGCGACAAGGCGCAGCUGAGCCGCCUGGGCAUCUCCCACGUGGUGAACGCCGCUGCCGGGAGGUUCCGCAUCAACACGGGGCCCAAGUUCUACAGCGACCUGCCUGUGCAUUACUACGCAGUAGAAGCAGAAGACAACCCCAACUUUGAUCUCAGCAUUCACUUCUAUCCAGUUGCUCACUACAUCAGAGAAGCACUGAAUUCCCCAAGAGGCAAAGUUCUGGUUCACUGUGCAAUGGGAAUCAGUCGGUCUGCAACUCUGGUCCUGGCUUUCCUAAUGAUCUGUGAAGGUCUGUCCCUCACCGCCGCCAUUCAGACUGUGCGCUCCCACAGAGGCAUCUGCCCCAACUCCGGCUUCCUCCAGCAGCUUCGGGACUUGGACCUCCGGUUAGGGAGGGGCUCAGGCAGAGGAGCAGAGGCCUGCUAGUGCCAAGAAGCAGCUUUGUCUCCUGGCACCAGCCCAAGAGAUGCUGCCCUCUCUGAAGAGUGCAAGGAUGCUGUCAGGACUGCUCUGUAGCUGCAUGGAGAAACUCUGGGGAAAGGCCGAGCGUGAGCAAACUCUUAGGAACUGUCAGGCAUGUAUUUU